Messenger RNA from Boleophthalmus pectinirostris (great blue-spotted mudskipper), 3297 nucleotides. RefSeq names its product voltage-dependent calcium channel subunit alpha-2/delta-4-like. Lineage: Eukaryota; Metazoa; Chordata; Actinopteri; Gobiiformes; Gobiidae. The record is from RefSeq and is a predicted model, not a curated record. Gene Ontology annotation, molecular function: voltage-gated calcium channel activity. Gene Ontology annotation, cellular component: voltage-gated calcium channel complex.
AUGGACGCCAGGACACGAGGAGUUGGGAGGUUCCUGGGACUUUUAGGGUUUUUAAGUUUGUGGUUAGCAGCUCAAGCUCAGAUGAAGAUACCACCAGAGACGGUGCAGCAGUGGGCAAAUGUAUUCUCGGUUCAGAUUCGAGAGAUCACUGUCAAAUACUCCGGCUCAAUGCUACUGCAAAAGAAACUGAAAGAUGUGGAGUCAAUUGUAAAGAUUAAGGAGAUCGAGGGCAGAGACCUGGUGAAGGAUUACUCCGAUGAAAUCGAGCGCAUGUUGGGAAGCAAGAUGAAGUCUGUGAAGCGAUUAGCAGAAUCUGCUGAGGAUGCUGAUCUUUACCAUGAAUUCAAUGCAACUUUAGAGUUUGACUAUUACAACUCCAUGUUGAUAAAUUCACCGGAUGAGGAUGGGAACUUUGGAGAUCUUGGAGGAGAGUUUCCUCUGGAGGAGAAUGAGCACUUUAACAAUUUGCCAGUGAACACCCAGCAGAGUGACAUCCAGGUGCCAACCAAUGUCUACAACAGAGACCCUGUGAUCCUGAAUGCCAUCUAUAACUCAGAGGCUCUAAAUGACGUCUUCAUCGGUAACUUCCAGAAAGACCCCACUCUGACAUGGCAGUACUUUGGCAGCUCCUCAGGCUUCUUCAGGAUAUACCCAGGUAUUAAAUGGACUCCAGAUGCCAAUGGAGUGGCUGCCUUUGACUGCAGAAACAGAAACUGGUACAUCCAGGCUGCCACUUCUCCCAAGGACAUCAUUAUAAUGGUGGACAUGAGUGGCAGCAUGAAGGGCCUGAAGAUGACCAUUGAACACACCAUCAACACCAUCCUGGACACGCUCGGGGAGAACGACUUUGUCAACGUCAUCGCUUACACAGACUACGUCCGCUACAUUGAGCCUUGUUUUAAAGGGACCCUGGUCCAGGCCGACUUGGACAACCGAGAGCAUUUUAAACUUCUGGUGGAGGAGAUACAUGUCAAGGGAGAAGCAAAGAUCAACAAAGCCAUGAAGGAAGCUUUCAAAAUCCUCAAUGAUGCCAGAGUGAAUGGACAGGGCAGCAUGUGUAACCAGGCCAUAAUGCUGAUCACAGAUGGAGCCAUGGAAGACUUCGAGGCAGUUUUUGAGGAGUACAACUGGCCAGAGCGCAGGGUGCGAGUGUUCACUUACCUGAUCGGGAGGGAGAUGACUUUUGCACAGAACACAAAAUGGAUCGCCUGCAACAACAAAGGUUAUUACACCCACAUCUCCACACUGGCCGAUGUACAGGAGAACGUCAUGGAAUAUCUGCACGUGCUCAGUAGACCCAUGGUCAUCAACCACGACCACGACAUCAUCUGGACCGAGGCCUACAUGGACACUGUGCUUCCCAACACUAAGGAGCUCUUCGCAACAAAGGCUCAGAGUUUGCUGUUGAUGACUUCAGUGGCCAUGCCGGUUUUCAGUAAGAAGAAGGAAACGCUGUCCCAUGGGAUUCUGCUGGGGGUAGUAGGCACUGAUGUCCCACUGCAGGAGGUGAUGAAACUGGCACCAAGAUACAUGCUCGGACCUCAUGGAUACGCCUUCCUCAUCACCAACAAUGGCUACAUCCUGGCUCACCCUGACCUUCGACCUUUGUACAAAGACGGCAAGAAACUAAAGCCCAAGCCUAACUACAACAGUGUGGACUUGUCUGAGGUGGAGUGGGAGGACACUGAUGAGCAGCUGCGGACAGCAAUGGUGAGAGGAGAAACCGGCAGCCUCACUCUGAAUAUCAGAUCUUCAGUUGAUAAAGGGAAAAGGCCAUUGUACUUGGUCAAUGACUACUUCUACACAAAUAUUGAUGAGACACCAUUCAGUUUUGGCAUGGCACUGACUCAAGGCCAUGGCAGUCUCAUGUUUAUGGGAAAUGUUUCUGUGGAAGAAGGUUUGCAUGAUCUUACCUCUCCAGACCUGAUUAUUGCCACUGAAUGGACCUACUGUGAAACUGACAUUGACCCCGAUCACAGAAAAUACUCCCAGCUUCAAGCAGCCAUUCGUUACUUGCUGGGCAAAGAACCAGACCUGGAGUGUGAUGAGGUACUGUUGUCCCAGCUCUUGUUCGAUGCAGUGGUCACAGCUCCUCUUGAGGCCUAUUGGAAUGCACUCAUGCUCAACGACAGGGUGGAGCCAGGGAUCGAGACUGCCUUCUUAGGAACACGUUCAGGACUACUGAGACUGGCGCGAUACACAGGCAUCGAGAACAGAGUGGCCAAGAGGUUCCUGACCACGGGUGAUAAGGACAACCUGUUCACUGUAGAUCACUUUCCUCUCUGGUACCGUCUGGCCGUGGAAAACACUCCAGGAAGCUUCUUCUAUUAUCCCGUCAAUGACAAAGGAGUAAAGUACGUCAUUGCAACAACAUCAGUGACAGUGUCUUCUGAAGGAAAGACUGCCAUGGCUGGAGCCAUCGGGGUGCAGAUGACCUUGGAUUUGCUGGAAAAGAGGUUCUGGGCCAUUGCCAAGCAGCCCCCUGAUACAGAUUGUUCAAACAUUGAGGGUGUGUGUCCCCUCAGCUGUGAGAGUGCUGAUCUCAACUGUUUCUUGGUUGACAAUAAUGGCUUCAUCGUGCUUUCCAAAGAGAGAGACGAGAUUGGCCGUUUCUUUGGUGAAGUGGACGGCUCUGUCAUGGCUUCCCUGCUCAAGAUGGGCAUGUAUAAGAAGAUUUCCUUGUUUGACUACCAGGCCAUGUGUAAAAACAGCCACCACUCUCACAGCAGCGCUCGGCCUCUUCUGAGUCCUUUUUAUGGAAUCGUUGCAUUGAUCAGAUGGUUCUUCUCCCAUGCACUGAUGUUUCUUCUGGACUUUAACUUCUGUGGGCUUUGGCACUCUGAUUAUUUUGUGGAAGCCAAGGCGGGAUAUCAUACCAGUCAUAAACAGAAGAAGGUGGAGGCGUACAUUCCCUGUGAGACUGGGUAUCCUGGGUUCAUGUACGAUCCCAGUGUGAAGGAAGCCAACAGUCUUAUCAAGUGUGGACGCUGCCAGAAGAUGUUCGUGGUGCAGCAGAUCCCAGACAGUAACCUGGUGCUGGUGGUGACUCAGGCUGACUGUGACUGCUCUCGUCAGUAUGGUGCGAUCCUGCUGCAGCCCAAAGACAUCAAAUAUAAUGCCACACUCAAAUGUAACAGGAUGAAGUCACAGAAAGUACGACGUAGACCAGAGUCCUGCCACGCCUAUCACCCAAAGGAGAAUGCUAAAGACUGUGGAGGUGCAAAUGCCAUUUCUCUGUCUCUGUCCCUCUUCUCUGCAUCUCUGCUCAUUUCACUACUCCGACAUCACUGGACUUAA